GGUCCCCUCUUUUCCCCAUUUGUCUUACCCCUAUUCUAGCCGUAGCAUUAAGUGCAGUUUUGGGGGUGAAUGUAAACUGCGAAUGAACGAAUAUAUACCUAGGCACUCUCAGGUCGACGUUGUUAAACACCCAACAUGUAUAGAUGGACAAUUACUUGUCUCUGCUGUGUAGUGUGGUGUAUAUCCUGGUGUGCCCGAGUCUUGGGUCGGGUGGAUCCAUGGAAGUUGGGUGACGCGGCCAUCCGUCCGAGCAUGGUGCUUGGGUGCUUGGUACCUUACUCGGGUGCGAGGUGGCGUUCCUACUGGCUCCUCCUCGCCUUCCUCUGGACUUCGUUCUCUUUGUUCUUUUCUUCAGCCGUUUGUCGUCAACCCAUAUCGUGUAACCGUCUUGAGAAAAUCAUUGCUCGGUUCCGUCAAUGCAACCCGAUAUAUCACCGGGCAGGUUGAAGACUGGAUGCACUAGGUUCAAAACGGCGCCAUUUCCGCGACAUGUAGUAUACGUCUUCGUAUCCAGUCCUUAGGUUGACUCGGCUCUAACCCCCAGCAGGCCAUUGUAGCCGGCAGAGGUUUUCACCCCCUUCGGAUGAUCGAGGUGCGACAGCCAGUCCCACCAAGU
Chaetomium fimeti is the source of this 616-nucleotide messenger RNA. RefSeq lists its product as uncharacterized. The transcript is spliced from 2 exons. NCBI's taxonomy places the organism in Eukaryota, Fungi, Ascomycota, Sordariomycetes, Sordariales, Chaetomiaceae. The record is from RefSeq and is a predicted model, not a curated record. Bases 136 to 447 code for a protein of 103 amino acids.